UACUGCGAAGUUCUUUGGUGUGUACUUGGGAAGUUUUGUUUGUUUACAACCGAAGAAAACAUUCUCUCAAACAUGCCGACUUAUGAAAUGCCAUUAUUAAUUAAAACACUUAGUCGGCCAGAAACAUUUGUUGUACUGAAACGUGCAAGUCAAACAAUAUUUGAUAAAGGUGGUGUCAUACGAAAGAUUGAAAAUCUUGGGACACGCCAGUUGCCUUUCAAAAUUAGAAAGCAUGGUCUUGUUGAGAAAAAAGCCAGUUACUUUUUGAUUGAGUUUGACACUUCACCAAAAACAAUAGACUACUUGAUUGACGAAUUUCACAGAGAUGUAGACGUCCUGCGUUCCAGGAUUUACAGGUCACAUGAAAAAGAAGAGUUUGAGUGCACAUUUGAAGAGGAGUGCCUGCCUGCAGCAUACAGGAAAGAUGUUCAGAAGUUGUUAGAAAUAGCAAAAAAAGAUGCAAAACCAAAGUUCAAACCAAAUACGUCUCUGGAUUACUAUCCAUUCAACAAGUAGUGAGGAAGAAACAUGAGAAUUUAGCAGCAGUUCUAUGAUAUAUUUCCACUGUUUUGUCAUUGGACAUCAGCUUUUAAGAAAAAGAAAAAAAUCUAAUUCCAAAAAUAUUAGUGGUUUUGGACAAUGCUCACAUUGUAAAGUGUCACAUUUAGAAGUCAUCAACUGAUAAUUUUUGUCAAAACUGAUGUGCUUUCAGGCAAUGAAAUGACAUAUUGUCCAGUA
Schistocerca americana (American grasshopper) is the source of this 738-nucleotide messenger RNA. It is a transcript of the gene mRpS6, whose product is annotated as probable 28S ribosomal protein S6, mitochondrial. Gene Ontology annotation, biological process: translation. The transcript is spliced from 5 exons. Bases 73 to 516 code for a protein of 147 amino acids. Gene Ontology annotation, cellular component: mitochondrial small ribosomal subunit; ribosome. NCBI's taxonomy places the organism in Eukaryota, Metazoa, Arthropoda, Insecta, Orthoptera, Acrididae. Gene Ontology annotation, molecular function: small ribosomal subunit rRNA binding; structural constituent of ribosome. The record is from RefSeq and is a predicted model, not a curated record.